AUGUCAUCGCUUCUAUACUAUUUCCUUCUUUUUGAGACUUUUGCCUUCAUAAUGGCUUACAAAUGUUAUAAUGAUAAGACAGAAAACGACCACAAACCAAACUCAACGCUGGACUGUCCUUGGUCAAAUUAUUGCUCAAAGAGUGUACAAAAAGUGGGCAACAAAAGGAUUAAUAUGUACUGGUGUGACGUGAAUGGAUGUAAGGGAGAAGGAUGCUCAAAAACCGAAGGCAUUUGCACAAGGAGCUCUUUUCCAUCGUUGCUGGUCUCUUCUAUUUGGAUUAUGGUUGUUGCUUCGACACUCAAAAAACGAUUCAUGGAUCCGGCAAGAGCGAGAAGGUUCAGCACAGUGACGCAAGUGAAUCCGGAAACAUUUGAGAAAGUGAGGAAAAAAGUUUCCAAGCCCAGUCAGGUGCUCGAUGCUGUCGGCGAGGAGCCACCACAGGAAUAUAAGGGGAAUCGUAAGUUCACGGCCACUUUCGGACAUUUGGCACUCUACAAAGCCCCGGAGGAUGACACACAUCAAGCGUCGUUCAUUUCUGCCUACACUACACCGGGACCGAAAGAACGAGCCACCAGCAAUCAUAAAAAGGCAAACCUUGGUGUGAUGCUUGGCGUGUACUUGCCAACUAUCCAGCAUAUCCUCGGUGUCACCAUGUUCAUUCGUUUGUUCUGGGUGGUCGGCAUGGCAGGACUAUGGUGGACCAUGGUGCUACUUGCAAUUUGCUGCUCAUGCACUCUGCUCACAUCCAUAUCUUUGUCAGCUGUGGCAACAAAUGGAGUCGUUGAAAGCGGUGGCGCGUAUUUCAUUAUAAGUCGAAAUUUGGGCGCAGAGUUUGGUUCAGCGGUGGGAAUACUAUUCUACCUGGCGAAUACUGUAGCCGCGUCCAUGUACAUAGUUGGUGGUGUUGAAGUGUUACUGAUGUACAUCGUUCCCGACAUGGCCAUCGGCGGUCGUGAAGCACUUCACGACACUGAUCCGUUUGGUCCAUUGUACAACAAUUACCGUAUCUACGGUACAGUAUUUCUUCUGCUUCAAGUGCUUAUCGUCGCAAUGGGAGUGAAAUUUGUUCAGCUUCUCGCGCCGGUAUCUCUGAUGUGCGUUCUCCUCGCUAUUCUAGCGUGUUUUGCUGGUGGUGUGGAGAAGGCUAUCACUGGAUCUGGGCAAAUGGUUUGCUCAUUGGAUGAUCGUUUAAUCCAGUCUGCUGUACUGUAUAAGAACCACAACACCACCCAUACGAAUAUCACCGAACCGACCAUAUGCGAUGUGUGCGAUAAAAGCCCUGGACUUACACACUUGUUCUGUGACAGCAGUGAGUUUUGCUCGGAGUAUACAAAGGUGAAAAUCACUUGCAGUCAAGGAUUCCCUGGUCUUAACAUGGAUACUCUCAAAGACAAUCUCGAGGCAGGAUACAUGGCACGCGAUGAAGUGUUACCGGGUAUACGCGGAAAACAGGACGCGGAAGUGGUGCAAGAUGUAACUUCAACCUUCUUCCUUUUGCUGGCCAUCUACUUCCCAGCAGUAACGGGGAUUAUGACGGGGACGAAUAUGAGCGGAGAUCUGCGUGAUCCUCAACGAUCUAUUCCAAGUGGAACAAUAGCGGCGACGGUAACAACAUCCAUAAUCUACUACGCUCUGGCGAUUCUGUUUGCUGCUAGUGUGGACAGAUCGGUGCUGAGGGAUAAAUUCGGCCGGUCGAUCGAUAACAAUAUGGUCGUAUCCACUCUGGCGUGGCCAUCCCCUUGGGUCGUCACAGUCGGUUCAUUCCUGAGCACAUUCGGUGCUGCACUUCAGUGCUUGUGCAGUGCUCCUCGUCUAUUACAAUCAAUCGCUAAAGACGAUGUGAUUCCUUUUCUGGCUCCGUUCGCAAGGGUCACUUCAAAAAACGAACCGUUGCUUGGCCUUCUUCUCACAACCUUCAUCGCAGAGUUGGCUAUACUUCUCGGUGCCGUUGACAAGAUUGCUGAGGUUUUGGACUUUUUCUUCCUUAUGUGCUACGCUUUUGUCAACCUCAUCGCAUUCCUUCAUUCCGUUCUUCGAGCACCAAAUUGGAGGCCUCGCUUCAAGUAUUUCCAUUGGUUCUUGUCAUUGAUUGGAGCGUUCCUGUGCUUCUUCAUUAUGUUCGCUUCAGAUUGGCAUCUUGCUUUAGUUGCAUGUGGAAUAACAUUUUCAAUAUAUAAAUAUGUAGAAUGGAAAGGAGCCAAAAAGGAAUGGGGAGAUGGUAUCCGUGGAUUGGCUUUGACAACAGCACAAUAUUCUCUUCUUAAGGUCGAGGAUAAGGAUCCGCAUCCGAAAAAUUGGCGACCACAGUUGUUAAUUUGUUUGUCAACUAGAUGGUCGAAGGAGUUGAUAGAUUUACGUGCAAUGUCUAUGCUGAACCUGGGAGCACAAUUGAAGGCUGGGAGAGGUCUAGCGAUAGCGUGUGCCUUUUUGAAAGGAUCCACCGACAAUGCCAAAGAUAAAAUUCAUGCUCAAGAGGUAAAAGAUCGUCUGACAAAAGAUAUGGUGAAGGCUCGACUGCGCGGUUUUGGUAAAACAGUCUUUUACACAGAGGAGCAGAUGAGCGGAUGCGUUUCUGGUCUCUAUCAAUCAGUCGGUAUCGGUGGCCUACGGCCGAACACUAUCCUACUGAAUUGGCCAAAAACCGACGAUUCCGAAGAAGUGCAACUGUUUUCAGAAAAACUCAUCUCUGGCGUGGCAAACGACAAUUGUCUACUAGUUGCCAAGGGAAUCACCGAUUUUCCAGAUGCGAAUGAUCGUCUAAUUGGUUACAUCGAUAUAUGGUGGGUCGUUGUGGACGGUGGUAUUUUGAUGUUAAUUGCUUACCUCCUCAAACAACAUAAGGUAUGGCGUGGUUGCACACUUCGUAUCUUCGCAAUCGGCGACAACGACUCCUCAAAAAACGAAGAGAUUCGCAAAGGACUUCAGAAAUAUAUUUACAUGUUACGCAUCGACGCUGAACUUUUUAUGGUGAAUCUACUGGAUUUGGAGGUUUCGGACGAAGUAGUCGAGAAGACCGCAGAGUUAGAAAGACGACAACAAACAAUCAAGAAUGAAAUCCGGAGAAGCAGAUCUCGCGAGAGCGGUUUGAUCAACGAUGGCUACAACAACGAUGACACCAUUAAUAGCCGGAAACUUCGACUUAAUGACUCUGUUCGAAGUUUCACACCUGUUGUUAUAAACAUCAACGAAGAUGCUGAAACAUCAUUUAUUGACAACCCAGCGGAUCGACUCUACAGGCCAUCAACGCCAAGUGAAGAUAGUGAGGAUGGCGAUGUCAAGCUUAAUGUCCACAAAAUGAAUACAGCCGUUCGUCUGAAUCGCGUUAUUCACGAGAACUCACCCAGUUCUCAGCUUGUGCUUCUCACAUUACCACGUCCACCGAAAAAUCGAAGCACAUUUCAACAUUCGUACAUGGUCUAUCUGGACGUGUUAACGGAGAAUCUUCAACGAGUACUAUUCAUAGGUGGCAGUGGUAAGGAAGUGAUUACUAUCGAUUCCUGA
Necator americanus (New World hookworm) is the source of this 3504-nucleotide messenger RNA. RefSeq lists its product as uncharacterized. The record is from RefSeq and is a predicted model, not a curated record. Gene Ontology annotation, biological process: potassium ion import across plasma membrane; chemical synaptic transmission; potassium ion homeostasis. Gene Ontology annotation, molecular function: potassium:chloride symporter activity. NCBI's taxonomy places the organism in Eukaryota, Metazoa, Nematoda, Chromadorea, Rhabditida, Ancylostomatidae. Gene Ontology annotation, cellular component: plasma membrane. Bases 1 to 3504 code for a protein of 1167 amino acids. The transcript has 37 exons.